AUGGCUGCGGCUUGUCCAUGUGUUUCCGAGUUAGGUUGCAGCAUUUAUGUGCGUCACUGUUACAUGAAAAUUAAAGUUUCAGGUCGAGAUAUUACAAAAGGAACACUCAGAGCUAUCAAUGUGGUCGCCAAUGCAACACCUUUUGGUUCCUUGAUAUCAGGAAUAACUGAGCUUAUUUCUGAAAUUACCCAAAUUUAUGAAGCAGCUCAUUGCAAUAAAAAAAUUUGUAACGCAUUGUUAAUCUAA
Cetraspora pellucida is the source of this 246-nucleotide messenger RNA. Lineage: Eukaryota; Fungi; Glomeromycota; Glomeromycetes; Diversisporales; Gigasporaceae. The record is from the annotation of a GenBank genome assembly.